Lentinula edodes (shiitake mushroom) is the source of this 537-nucleotide messenger RNA. RefSeq lists its product as uncharacterized. The record is from RefSeq and is a predicted model, not a curated record. NCBI's taxonomy places the organism in Eukaryota, Fungi, Basidiomycota, Agaricomycetes, Agaricales, Omphalotaceae. The coding region runs from base 1 to 537 and encodes 178 amino acids. The transcript is spliced from 3 exons.
AUGCGUGUUGUUACUAUCUGGACUGUUCUUGCAUUAUGUGUUGUCGCGACUGUAUAUGCUGCACCUGUUAAUGAAACCCACCUCCAAGUGCCACAACGUCCGAGCUUGUCUCAAGCAAACUCAACCGGAUCCACGAUAUCCUUUUCUUCCAUCGGCUCCGGAGAAUCCGAUAUAUCGAGCAAGCGUGUUCAGGUACAAGUCAAUGAUGGAACAGAGAGUUAUUCGGAUGAAGUCUAUGUACAAAUCACAGUCGUCGUUAAAGCUGUAGCGAAGGCGUGGGGCGAGAAGGAUUCUUUUGAUCUGACAGUCGAAUUCUACAAGCCUGCGAAGAAAUCCGUCGAACGGCCCAGUUUCCCAAUCGCUUUCCAUCUCAUUGGGGAUAUGACGGACUGUGAACCUGCAACAAACCUCAAAUUUCCUUGUGUCGGCCAACUCGAUAGUAUGAAUCCCCCGAAGGGUGUCGUCAUGUCCCUCAUUACGAUGAAGAAUUACGAUACGCAAGAGCUGGACAAGAUGAGGAAACGGCAAGGACAAUAG